Molecule: messenger RNA, 1178 nt
Organism: Annulohypoxylon maeteangense
Lineage: Eukaryota; Fungi; Ascomycota; Sordariomycetes; Xylariales; Hypoxylaceae
Product: DnaJ-domain-containing protein
Exons: 2
Coding region: 47-1072 (341 amino acids)
Biological process (GO): spliceosomal complex disassembly
Cellular component (GO): spliceosomal complex
Source: RefSeq, a predicted model, not a curated record
AAAUCAUUCUCUUAAUCACGGCAACGAUACGGACAAAACAGCCACGAUGGAUAAUUCGGACCUCCUAGUAUACGCCAAGGAGUAUGCGACUACCCAGGAUCUGUACGAGCUUCUGGGCGUAACAUCCGACACACCCAAACCGGACAUUCACCGUGCCUGGCGUAAGCGUAGCUUGAAAUACCAUCCAGACAAAGCAGAAACAAAUUUCGACCCGGAAAAAUGGGAGCUAUUCGAACGAGCCCGGGACGUGCUGUCCGAUGCUGCGGCGCGCGAGAUCUACGACUCGCAACGGUCCGCCGCCCAACUACGCGAACAACAGCGCCAUGCGAUGGACGCAAAGAGACGUGCGAUGGUGGAAGAUCUCGAGGCGCGAGAGCGUGGGGCUAUCAAGCGCCCGCGAGAUGACCGCAGCGGUGCUACCAUGAGCGAAGCAGAGAGGAGACGUUUGGCAGAAGCAGGGAAACGCCGCUUAGAAGAGAGGCAGCGGUUAAUGAGAGAAGCAGAGGCCAGGGAGAGACAGCGAGAUCUAGAACGAGAAAGGGAGCAACCAAGAAAAGAAGAUCAACAGAAACCGGAACCAUCGAGCCGUCGAAGGACUCCCGAUGCGUCGAGUGUGGCCGAGUCGAAAAUAGAUAUCGAUCCGGAACCAUCAGCCCAAAAUGUGGAUGGUUACGAUGACCAGAUUGCGGAUAUCGAGCGAAAAAUCCGAGAGGCGCGGCUGAGGAAAGCAGCAAAGAAGGAUAAGAAGGCAACACGAAAGAAUGAUGUGCCUGGUGGCGACAAGCUUGAGGCUCAUCAGGCUAAACCCACUCCUGACAUACCAGAAGAGCUGAAAGCUGACGAGAAGAAGGAACCCUCGAUAUCGUCUACAAGAGCAACGAAAUCAUUCUCAUUCGCCCCAACUACCAAUGCGUCCAACAAUGGAAAUGCUACGACAGACAAUAAACCCCGAGCCAAGGGUGAUUUUUCGUCGACAAUGGCCAGGUUACGAGCUGCGCAAGCUGAGAAGGAAGCAAGAAAAAAGGCGGAAGAAGCUUCGACUACUACCACUGGUGCUGAAGUCGGUAGCUGAUGGUGGGCCUCUGUUGUUUGACUGUCUGGAUACUAUUAUUCCCUUACCUUUCGAUAUCAUGAUACCCCUAGUCACAUAGUUUAUGAAAGAAUAGAUAUGUUCAUGC